AUGCCGAAUAUGAUACCUGACUACGAGAUCAGGCUCCUACUCAACCCAACCCUAGUGCUCAGUCCCGAAAACGAGCUAACGGACACCGUCCAAUCGACCUUUGGUAUAUCCCCAUCAGAGCCGACUAAGUUGGACGUCCAGUUCCUCGACACGAACUCUAAGGAGCUCUAUACCGCUGGCUGGAGCGCUCGCAUCCGCAAGAUCGACACAGAGGACCACAUCGAGCUGACGUAUAAAAAGCGGUAUGAGAUCACCGGCGGUGACAUUGACGCCGCUCUCGCUGCGGCUAAUAAUGAUGGCUUCAAUGUUGGCAAUACAAAGUAUGAGGCGCAAGUUGAAUGGGGUUACCAGAAGCAAACACUUUCUAUCAGCCGCAAGAAACCUAGAGCGAAUUCUGAGAAUAGCGGAACGGGCCUGCCAGGAAUACACGACUCGCGUGAAAUGCUGAUUAACGAAGCCCCAGGCAAGUUUGACAACUGGAAGCCUAACAAAUGGGGCACCACCAUGUUAGCGGCAUCGCGCAUUUUCGGCCCAGUCCAUGCCAGCCGCUCCACUGGCUCGUGGAAUGGGAUGCAGGUAUACCUUGAGGUCUGGCCCCUCGUGGGCUUAGCGGGUAAGGGGAUUGAGUACAUCGUUGAGAUUUCUUUCAAGACGGAGAGCCGCAAGACAGCCGCGAUCGAGCAGGGGAACUUGGCCGCAUUUCUGCAGUGCAAGGGUUGGCUUCUCAAAAAGGACUCGCUAAAGACGCAGCUUAUAAUGGAGCGAUAUUGA
Molecule: messenger RNA, 771 nt
Organism: Aspergillus udagawae
Lineage: Eukaryota; Fungi; Ascomycota; Eurotiomycetes; Eurotiales; Aspergillaceae
Exons: 1
Coding region: 1-771 (256 amino acids)
Source: RefSeq, a predicted model, not a curated record